AUGGAGCUUGUAGUACCAAACGUUUGGUCUGCUACUUUGAAAGACAUCAUCAGUGAUAUAAGCGUUGUCUGCGAGGGCCAAGAUAUCUACGAAGCAACGACUGACUGUUCUGCAAACGCAAAAAAAUGGGAAAUUGAGUUGGCAACAUUGAAAAGCAACAACGCGCGGCUUACGAGCGCUUUGCAAGAAAGCACAGCCAACGUUGACGAAUGGAAGAGACAGCUGGCUAGUUUGAAAGAGGAGAACAUGAGGAUGAAGGCGAAAUACCAGGCUGAUUUAGAAAAUAGUAAAGGCGGUGGCGAAUUGGCUGAUGAGCUCCGGAAAGAAAUUCAGUCGUUGAGAAUUCGGGUGGACCAAAUGGAAACGGAAUUAGAUAGCAAAAAUAGCGAAAUAAAACUUCUGAGUUCGUCAAACAAAAGUACUGAAAUUCAGUGUCUACAGAAGGAAAAUCAAGAAUUGCAGAGUACGAUAAAACUGGCACAAUCAGAAUUAGAGGUUGCGCUUGGGGCGCAUGAAUCCCAGAAACAGGUACUGCUCACGCUCAACCAGCAACUCGCAUCGCGAAUACACGAGUUGGCGACGAUUCACGACGAGAUGACAACAGCGCUGCAAACGUGAGAGAGAUAGCGUUACAUCGUAAGCGAACGUACAUACAUCGCGUACGUCUAGAGAGUAGCGCGCGCGCCUUUUUUGUUUCUCGCCAUCUUGAAUCGCUCGCCAUUUGUUUUGCGCACCAUUCUCGAGAAGCUCAAAUUAUUUGCUCGAAGGUGGAAAGUUGAUGACGAUGUUGUGUCAAUGUUUAUCUCUCCCGUUAUUUUCUUCAUGGUUUAUGCUGAACAAUUCGGUUUCAAGAAGCUAUGGUGGGUGAUUUUGGUAAAUUAUCGAACUACCUGAAUUAAAUGACUGCUCGGUACUCAUAGUAUUAAAUCUCGUCCGGUUCUAGAACAAUUAUAAUUUAUAGCCCUAAAACAAUUUGAUCAUAAAAACUUGAGCAUAUUGAGAGUGUGAUGGAAUUAGCCAAUACUUUAUGAAAUUUAUGAAAACAUAUUCAAGACACUUUAUUGUGAGAUUUUUAUCAGAUAGUUAACAAAACCGGGCAGUAGUUCAAACUGUUGAGUAAAAAUUCCAUGAUAGAGUGUUAUUUAAAUAUGUUGUGUGGUCCAGGUAGAUUGAGAGGACAGUUGAAUUUUCAAAAACCAUCAGAAUUUUUAUUUCCAAAUAAUAUUGUUAUAAUGCUAGAAUUCGUACAUAGAAGAUGAUUAAUACUUUCAAAUAAUUUCAAGGUAAUACAUUAUAUGAAUGCUUUGCUUUAUCAUGUUAAUGAAAUUAUGGACCUAGAAACGUUCAACAGUGGUGUUGUUUAUAACGGAUGAUCGGGUAGGAACAGUCUCAACAAUGCAUCAGGCUGGCUCAACUACAUUUAAAGUACUUGGAAUACACUAUUACAAUUAAAAACAAUUGUCCUCCAUGAUCUAGCCAUGUGGUCAUGCACACCAAGUGACGCAUGUGCAUUACAAUAUAUCAAGUCUGAAGUGCCUAAUGCUUCACUGGAUAAGUUAAUUGAUUUGUUGGAACACUCCAUCCAUUUUCUCUUGAGUUUUGUGACUUCAUAUGAAUUGAAUCUCAUUAGUCACCGCUUACCUUUUCCUGAUAUAGGUACUUCAGGCUUCCUUCAAGUGCCAGUGCUAGCUGAAACCACAUUAUUUAAAAUAGAGCUCCCAUCUAUGUGACUCAUAUUAAUGUGUACUUUAUCAUGUAUGAAUUCAUCAAUAUUGAUUUCUGGUUCUUCCCUACAAGUACUUUUGGCCUCGCCAAUAUCAGUUUCCCUAUCGCUUUUUGGCUCAGUACAAUAAAUGUUUCAUUUGGGUUAAGAUUUGUCUCACCGCUUAAAUUUUUGUCAUACUGAAUAGUACCAUGUGAUACUUGCAACAAUAUACAAUUUUUACUACACUUCUUUCGUCUUUAUUUUGUACUAUACAUUUUCUCAAUCUAUGAUGGUGUCUAUUCUUUAACCCUUAGAUUUAUGUAAUCCCCUACCAAGAUAUCGUCACCUACUUCAAAGCCACGUUUUUUCAUUUUCUCCAAUAAAUUUGUUCUUCCUGAGCUUCUGUGCUCCUUUGGAUAUCGUCCACAUCGCUAUUGUUGUUUCUCUUUGAUGAAGAUAGAUGGUUCAGCCUAGACUUUAAUUUGCGGCCAAACAUUACUUUAGCUGGAGAUUUCUUCAUUGUGCAAUGCUCUGUAUUCCUGUAUGCCAAAAGAAAUCUUGAUAUCAGUAUAUUGAUUAGCGCACUCUUUAUUUUUGGGCCAUACCAUGCCGCCUUUAGUUUACGUUUCAAGGAUUUUAUAGCUUUUUCGGCUGUUUUUUUACACUCUACAUUACCAACAUAUUUUUAUCUAAAAAAACCUUACGAUUUCUACAAAAAAAAAAAUUAUUAGAGAACUCACAAUUUAAAACGCUAUGCAUGUUACUUUCACAUACAUUACAUAUAUUUUUGUUUCCUUCAGUCUGUUUAUCAUUUCCGUUCCUUCAUCUCUCUAAUUCACCGCACUUGACCCCCGUGACGACAGGCGAAUACUCCCCAGUAUCACCAACUCUGAAUAUCCGAUGACUUCUCCGCUGUAGCCGUUGAUAGUGGACUGUAAAACUUUAGUUUUUCAAAGGUGUGUUUCUUGGAAAGAUUCGGGAAAGCCAAAUCCUGUGAAACAGUUAAUAAGUUGACGUACCUAUCAAACUCACUACUACAUUGUUUUGUCUUCUUAACCGUUGUCUUGCGGACACUGCUCCAGUUUCUCCUUAUAAAUGUGCCAGUCCUCUGUAUUGUGGUUGAACUGACUCACAUGUCCCACUAAUCUACUCAUGGUUGCUGUUGUUCCACCACCUUGGUUGGUAGUAGUGGUACUUGCCGGUACUGGAAAAGUGUCAAACUCACCGCCACUGUUAUGUUUAUAACCAGGUCGGCUUAAUUACGUUUAAUGAAAUAUUCGACUACAAAGAACACCGUUGAACAAGUCGUAAGUGCCUAAUGCUUUGCCGGGUGGUAACUUAAGUGAUUUGCUAGAAUUGGUUUCACAGUUCUUCCACAGUUCUGUUAAUAAAUCUGCAACCACACAGUCCACUUUUUUUAAUGUAAGGUUAAUUUCAAUAAUAACUUAGUUUUUCUGUAGUUUCACACUUACACUUAAUUUUGUUAUUGAUAAUGUAUAAGUUUGAAAGAUUUUGAGAAGUGUUGUGUAACCAAAUGUUUGUUUUUUGAAAUAAUUCAAAAAUAGCUGUAAUUCGAAGUGUGAAAAGGUGAAUCUUGUGGCAUUCAUUUUUAUUUUGCAGAUAAUUUCAUGGUUUACCAAAACAAUUCUGUCUCGCCAUUGUCGCGUUAUUGGCUGUUAAUCAAAUUACAUCUGACACAGUUUUUUUUAUUCUGAAGAAUUUGAGAAAAGUGGAUGUUAGCAAUAUCUUUGAAAAAUUUGACUUUCCUCCUAUUUCAAUGAAGUGUAUGAUCUCAAUUUAUUGAAACAGAUAUCAAAUAUAGUCCACUUACUUUGUCAAAUGGCUCUAUUUAAAGUAUCUUGCUAAGUUGUUAUUAAAAUGCCGUGCUUUAAGUUUUUACAAAUUUGUCCAAGAAUAAAAAAGGCUUUUCCACAGCAAAAAUCCAACAUGCCUAAAUUGGAAACUUUGCAUGCAAUCAUCUUGUGUUAUUUUUUACUCUUUUUGUUGUUUAUUCCGUGAGACAGUUCAAUACACAGGAAACAGCGCGAUGACCAUCGGUUAGCCGUGUUUUGGGAAACAAUAGGAUUCAUAUCCUGAAACUUGGAAGGCAGAUAUUGGUUUUUUAAUAUGCUUUAUCUAUUGAAAAUAAUGGCGUUUUUCUGGUUAUACCGGAAGUUUGUACCAAAUUGCUGUAUUCUUAUGUAACACCCUGUAUAUUUUCCGCAAUUUCAAUUGAUAAAUUAUCUGCUGCAACUAUCACAACAUUUUGUAGUAUGUUUCGGUAUCCUUAAUCAUUCAAAUGUUCAUCAUAGAUGUAUGAACACAGAAUCCUGUUGUGCUUUGUAUCACAAUAAAUAUUAAAACCUUAACUUUUUUGGAAAUAUUGGUUACUAUAUGUGUCUACCAUCUCAAGGAUUUUAUUUUAUAUCAGCCUCUAUAUGUGUCUACCAUCUCAUGAUUUUUAUUUGUGAUGUAUCCUAUAUGUUGUAUAUGAUCUGAAAGGAUUAAAUGAAGAUUAUUAUCACUGAUAAAUAAUCCACUUUUGGUGAACAAGGAUUCAUCACUACAUAUACUAUUUUUAAGAAAAUGUGGAUCUUCCUGACUUUUUAUCAGCAACCAUUCACAAAACACAAUUCGACGAUGGAAAUCCGUUUUCAGUUUGUA
Molecule: messenger RNA, 4369 nt
Organism: Leptinotarsa decemlineata (Colorado potato beetle)
Lineage: Eukaryota; Metazoa; Arthropoda; Insecta; Coleoptera; Chrysomelidae
Gene: homer
Product: homer protein
Biological process (GO): G protein-coupled glutamate receptor signaling pathway
Molecular function (GO): G protein-coupled glutamate receptor binding
Source: RefSeq, a predicted model, not a curated record